CUGUCGAAGAACAGGCUCACAGAGAUCCCUCCAGAGGUGUGUCUGUUUGCCCCCCUCGAGUCCCUCAACCUCUACCACAACUGCAUCAAAUGCAUCCCAGAAGCCAUCAUCAACCUGCAGAUGCUGACCUAUCUAAACAUCAGGUCAGUGAUGACUCAUCGAACACUGUGGCGUGAUCUGUUGACCCAGUGACCUCAUACUGUAACAUGAUAUCACCAUUGUAGUAACCUGGUAUAUUUACAGUAUGUUAAGUAUUAUGUUUACCAAUAGAUUGCAGUAUUGACUCAAUAUCGCGUCUGCUUCUCGCUAUCCAUAGCCAUUUAAAUGUCUGCGCUAUAACCGUGCUCAAAAAAGCCUCAGGUAGCUUACGCCAGGUGCAUUCCUGUAAGGUUAUUCUAAGUUACAAUUAAAUACUAAAACGUACUUACGUGUCCGGAGUCCUCGAUCUAAGAAGCAUCCUAAGAUACUACAACCAUGAUAUCACCAGGCUAGAGGAAAUACAAGGGCCCAUGUUCAGUAUUAUUCUGCUUUAUCUCAGUAUGGAGUUCUCCUUUCAGGGGAUUCACAGGAUCAAGUAGCAAGAGCAUUUCCUCUUUCACAGUGGGAGAAAUAGGCCUACACUAUGUGAUGUUGUUUUGAAGGUGAUCCGUCUAAGUCAGAACUGUUCAUUUCCUAGACACAGUUAGGCUGCGUUUACACAGGCAACCCCAAUUCUGAGCUUUUUCUCAAUUAUUGGCAAAAGAGCUGAUCUGAUUGGUCAAACGACCAAUUAGUGGAAAAAUAAUCAGAAUUGGACUGCCUGUGUGAACACAGCCAUGGAUAUCAGGCUGCUCUGGUUCUCUGUUUCACUAACAUUAUGUUAACCCAUUGAGGAGACAUUCAUUGCUUGAUCUUUUCCUGAUGUCUCCAAUGUUAUCCUUGCACACAGGAUGAAACUUUAAUACUGCCUAUAUUGUACAUGUGUAUUUUGUGUUUCUGCAGCCGGAACCUUCUUUCAACAUUGCCAAAAUACCUGUUCAACCUCCCUCUCAAAGUGCUGGUGGUGAGCAACAACAAGCUAGUGUCUGUCCCAGAGGAGAUUGGGAAGGCCAAAGAACUGAUGGAACUGGUGAGCACUGGCCCAGAGCUCAUAAAAAACCUCUGCAGGUACACUGCUCAAAAAAUAAAGGGAAUACUAAAAUAACACAUCCUAGAUCUGAAUGAAUGAUAUAAUCUUAUUAAAUACUUUUUUCUUUACAUAGUUGAAUGUGCUGACAACAAAAUCACACAAAAAUUAUCAAUGGAAAUCAAAUGUAUCAACCCAUGGAGGUCUGGAUUUGGAGUCACCCUCAAAAUUAAAGUGGAAAACCACACUACAGGCUGAUCCAACUUUGAUGUAAUGUCCUUAAAACAAGUCAAAAUGAGGCUCAGUAGUGUGUGUGGCCUCCACGUGCCUGUAUGACCUCCCUACAACGCCUGGGCAUGCUCCUGAUGAGGUGGCGGAUGGUCUCCUGAGGGAUCUCCUCCCAGACCUGGACUAAAGCAUCCGCCAACUCCUGGACAGUCUGUGGUGCAACGUGGUGUUGGUGGAUGGAGCGAGAUAUGAUGUCCCAGAUGUGCUCAAUUGGAUUCAGGUCUGGGGAACGGGCGGGCCAGUCCAUAGCAUCAAUGCCUUCCUCUUGCAGGAACUGCUGACACACUCCAGCCACAUGAGGUCUAGCAUUGUCUUGCAUUAGGAGGAACCCAGGGCCAACCGCACCAGCAUAUGGUCUCACAAGGGGUCUGAGGAUCUCAUCUCGGUACCUAAUGGCAGUCAGGCUACCUCUGGCGAACACAUGGAGGGCUGUGCGGCCCCCCAAAGAAAUGCCACCCCACACCAUGACUGACCCACCGCCAAACCGGUCAUGCUGGAGGAUGUUGCAGGCAGCAGAACGUUCUCCACAGCGUCUCCAGACUCUGUCACGUCUGUCACAUGUGCUCAGUGUGAACCUGCUUUCAUCUGUGAAGAGCACAGGGCGCCAGUGGCGAAUUUGCCAAUCUUGGUGUUCUCUGGCAAAUGCCAAACGUCCUGCACGGUGUUGGGCUGUAAGCACAACCCCCACUUGUGGACGUCGGGCCCUCAUACCACCCUCAUGGAGUCUGUUUCUGACCGUUUGAGCAGACACAUGCACAUUUGUGGCCUGCUGGAGGUCAUUUUGCAGGGCUCUGGCAGUGCUCCUCCUGCUCCUCCUUGCACAAAGGCGGAGGUAGCAGUCCUGCUGCUGGGUUGUUGCCCUCCUACGGCCUCCUCCACGUCUCCUGAUGUACUGGCCUGUCUCCUGGUAGCGCCUCCAUGCUCUGGACACUACGCUGACAGACACAGCAAACCUUCCUGCCACAGCUCGCAUUGAUGUGCCAUCCUGGAUGAGCUGCACUACCUGAGCCACUUGUGUGGGUUGUAGACUCCGUCUCAUGCUACCACUAGAGUGAAAGCACCGCCAGCAUUCAAAAGUGACCAAAACAUCAGCCAGGAAGCAUAGGAACUGAGAAGUGGUCUGUGGUCACCACCUGCAAAACCAGUCCUUUAUUGGGGGUGUCUUGCUAAUUGCCUAUAAUUUCCACCUGUUGUCUAUUCCAUUUGCACAACAGCAUGUGAAAUUUAUUGUCAAUCAGUGUUGCUUCCUAAGUGGACAGUUUGAUUAUUAUUAUUAUUUUAUUUUUUUUGUCAUUUAGCAGACGCUCUUAUCCAGAGCGACUUACAGGAGCAAUUAGGGUUAAGUGCCUUGCUCAAGGGCACAUCGACAGAUUUUUCACCUAGUCAGCUCAGGGAUUAGAACCAGCGACCUUUCGGUUACUGGCACAACGCUCUUAACCACUAAGCUACCUGCCGCCCUGAUUUCACAGAAGUGUGAUUGACUUGGAGUUACAUUGUGUUGUUUAAGUGUUCCCUUUAUUUUUUUGAGCAGUGUAUAUUGUUACUGCUGUGUGUGUGUGUUUGUUUGACAGCCUGCUUCCUGUCUCCUCCUGUAGGACAUCAGCUGUAAUGAGAUCCAGGUGCUGCCCCCUCAGGUGGGGAGGCUCCAGGCAUUACGGGAACUCAACAUCAGGAGGAACUGUCUUCACAUGCUGCCUGAGGGUAAGUAGCAGUCUACGUCCUCUCCCCUGGUCUGAGGGUAGGUAGCAGUCUACGUUCUCUCCCUUGGUCUGGGGGUAGGUAGCAGUCUACGUCCUCUCCCCUGGUCUGAAGGUAGGUAGCAGUCUACGUCCUCUCCCCUGGUCUGAAGGUAGGUAGCAGUCUACGUCCUCUCCCCUGGUCUGAAGGUAGGUAGCAGUCUACGUCCUCUCCCCUGGUCUGAAGGUAGGUAGCAGUCUACGUCCUCUCCCCUGGUCUGAGGGUAGGUAGCAGUCUACGUCCUCUCACCUGGUCUGAGGGUAGGUAGCAGUCUACGUCCUCUCCCCUGGUCUGAAGGUAGGUAGCAGUCUACGUUCUCUCCCCUGGUCUGAAGGUAGGUAGCAGUCUACAUCCUCUCCCCUGGUCUGAAGGUAGGUAGCAGUCUACGUCCUCUCCCCUGGUCUGAGGGUAGGUAGCAGUCUACGUCCUCUCACCUGGUCUGAGGGUAGGUAGCAGUCUACGUCCUCUCCCCUGGUCUGAGGGUAGGUAGCUGUCUACGUCCUCUCCCCUGGUCUGAGGGUAGGUAGCAGUCUACGUUCUCUCCCCUGGUCUGAAGGUAGGUAGCUGUCUACGUCCUCGAUACAACUAGGUCUACCGUAAUCUCUCUCCUUAUUCUAUAUCCAAACCCUCUUGUGCUUUCUUUAUUUUCCUCUCCCCAGAGCUGGCUGACCUGCCGCUCAUCAGACUGGACUUCUCCUGCAAUAAGAUCACAGAGAUCCCUCCUGUCUACAGGAGACUCAGGCAGCUGCAGCACAUUAUCCUCGACAACAACCCUAUGCAGUCCCCACCUGCACAGGUGUGUGUGUGUGUGUGUGCGCGUGUUCAUCUGUGGUAGUUUAUGCUGUAAAUGACAUUUGUCACUGCAUGGGAUUAUCCACAGCCAUCUCGAUGUGUAUCAGGUAUGGGGUGCCAACGAGUUAACACAGGUUAACCUCUGCUCGGCAUCAUUCCUAGAAACUCUCCCAAGCUGUGACAGUUCUCAUGAUAUACAAGGAUAUACCCUUAUCAGUCUCUGAGGAACAGUUGCGCCAUCUAGUGGGCAGCUGUCCCCUUAUGAUUUAAUUCCUGCUUGAAUGAACACUUUGGCACUUCAUUUCAGCACUUGGAUAUAUAUUUAAUGUACUUUGUAUUUGUGUGUUUCAGAUCUGCCUGAAGGGCAAGGUGCACAUCUUUAAGUACCUGAACAUCCAGGCAUGUAGGAUGGAUAAGAAGCCUGACUCUCUGGACCUCCCCUCUCUGGGCAAACGCUGUCUUCCCCAGCCUCUGACAGACAGGUACACACUCUUAUAUCAUAUCAUAAUUCUAUUUAUAAACUGGGUGGUUCGAGCCCUGAAUGUUGAUUGGCAGACAGCCAAUACCAUGACAAAACAUGUAUUUUUACUGCUCCAAUUAUGUUGGUAACCAGUUUAUAAUAGCAAUAAGGCACCUCGGGGGUUUGUGGUAUAUGGCCAAUAUACCAUGGCUAAGGGCUGUAUCCAGGUACUCCGCGUUGCUUCGUGCCGUGGUAUACAGUGGGGAAAAAAAGUAUUUAGUCAGCCACCAAUUGUGCAAGUUCUCCCACUUAAAAAGAUGAGAGAGGCCUGUAAUUUUCAUCAUAGGUACACGUCAACUAUGACAGACAAAAUGAGAAAAAAAAUUCCAGAAAAUCACAUUGUAGGAUUUUUUAUGAAUUUAUUUGCAAAUUAUGGUGGAAAAUAAGUAUUUGGUCAAUAACAAAAGUUUCUCAAUACUUUGUUAUAUACCCUUUGUUGGCAAUGACACAGGUCAAACGUUUUCUGUAAGUCUUCACAAGGUUUUCACACACUGUUGCUGGUAUUUUGGCCCAUUCCUCCAUGCAGAUCUCCUCUAGAGCAGUGAUGUUUUGGGGCUGUCGCUGGGCAACACGGACUUUCAACUCCCUCCAAAGAUUUUCUAUGGGGUUGAGAUCUGGAGACUGGCUAGGCCACUCCAGGACCUUGAAAUGCUUCUUACGAAGCCACUCCUUCGUUGCCCGGGCGGUGUGUUUGGGAUCAUUGUCAUGCUGAAAGACCCAGCCACAUUUCAUCUUCAAUGCCCUUGCUGAUGGAAGGAGGUUUUCACUCAAAAUCUCACGAUACAUGGCCCCAUUCAUUCUUUCCUUUACUUGGAUCAGUCGUCCUGGUCCCUUUGCAGAAAAACAGCCCCAAAGCAUGAUGUUUCCACCCCCAUGCUUCACAGUAGGUAUGGUGUUCUUUGGAUGCAACUCAGCAUUCUUUGUCCUCCAAACACGACGAGUUGAGUUUUUACCAAAAAGUUCUAUUUUGGUUUCAUCUGACCAUAUGACAUUCUCCCAAUCCUCUUCUGGAUCAUCCAAAUGCACUCUAGCAAACUUCAGACGGGCCUGGACAUGUACUGGCUUAAGCAGGGGGACACGUCUUGCACUGCAGGAUUUGAGUCCCUGGCGGCGUAGUGUGUUACUGAUGGUAGGCUUUGUUACUUUGGUCCCAGCUCUCUGCAGGUCAUUCACUAGGCCCCCCUGUGUGGUUCUGGGAUUUUUGCUCACCGUUCUUGUGAUCAUUUUGACCCCACAGGGUGAGAUCUUGCGUGGAGCCCCAGAUCGAGGGAGAUUAUCAGUGGUCUUGUAUGUCUUCCAUUUCCUAAUAAUUGCUCCCACAGUUGAUUUCUUCAAAACAAGCUGCUUACCUAUUGCAGAUUCAGUCUUCCCAGCCUGGUGCAGGUCUACAAUUUUGUUUCUGGUGUCCUUUGACAGCUCUUUGGUCUUGGCCAUAGUGGAGUUUGGAGUGUGACUGUUUGAGGUUGCGGACAGGUGUCUUUUAUACUGAUAACAAGUUCAAACAGGUGCCAUUAACACAGGUAACGAGUGGAGGACAGAGGAGCCUCUUAAAGAAGAAGUUACAGGUCUGUGAGAGCCAGAAAUCUUGCUUGUUUGUAGGUGACCAAAUACUUAUUUUCCACCAUAAUUUGCAAAUAAAUUCAUUACAAAUCCUACAAUGUGAUUUUCUGGAUUUUUUUUCCUCAAUUUGUCUGUCAUAGUUGACGUGUACCUAUGAUGAAAAUUACAGGCCUCUCUCAUCUUUUUAAGUGGGAGAACUUGCACAAUUGGUGGCUGACUAAAUACUUUUUUUCCCCACUGUAUUGGCCAUAUACCACACCCCCUCAUGCCUUAUUGCUUAAGUAUACUACAGACAAGACCAUUGACCAUAUGCAUCAUGAAUGGCGUGAAUAUGCAGUAUGUGCCAUGAAACUGUAAUGAGAACUGGUAUGACAUAUUUGAAGAUUAAUGACACAGGUCUCGACAUAUUGUGAAGUGCUUACGAAAUUGUCAUGAAUGUGUCUUAAUCAAAAGUGUCUGACUGUUUUAUUAUUAACUCUCCCUUUAUAUGUCUCUGCAGCAUGGAGGAUUUCUACCCCAGUAAGAACCACGGGCCUGACUCUGGCAUCGGCAGUGACAACGGGGAUAAAAGACUGUCUGCGACAGAGGUCAGAGUUCACCCACUGUAGUCAGGCUGUACUAAGGCCUAGACUGUACUGAGGACUGUUGUUGUGCAUUCAACCAUGGCCCAGCGUCGUCCGGGUUUGGCCAGUGUAGGCCGUCAUUGUAAAUAAGAAUUUGUUCUUAACUGACUUGCCUAGUUAAAUAAAGGUAAAAUAAAAAAAUUGAUCCUGACGCUUUGCAGUUAUUCUGCAGACAUGUUCAGUAGACCUGAACUCUAUGCUUUAUGCUCACUUUAACCCUGAGCUCCCUCCUCCUCUUCCUCUUCCUCCUCCCUCUUUUCCUCUAGCCCUCUGACGAUGAUACCAUCAGCCUGCAUUCUCAGGUGUCAGAUACGGCCCGUGCCGAUGCCAUCUCUCUGCUCUCCAAGAUGGACUCAGGCAAAGGUAAGACCUGUUUAGAUGCAGUGGAUUUGACUGUUUGAAAAAACGGUGUUUGAGCAAUAAUGUGUUCAACUGGCAACAAGCACAUUAGUCUGAGUCUUAGUCUGGUAUGUUGUCCCGUAGAUCAGGUCCCCUAUGACUUCAUCGAACCCAACCCAGAGGAAGAUGCUGCCCUGUCAGAGGGGGAUAGGCAGCAGAGUGGACCCUACAUCUCAUGUAUAAAGGUACAUCACCAGGGAUCCAUAGAGAGCUGUAUGGCCACUACAUGUACACCAUAAACUACAUUAGUCUUCCACUGUCGAGCUAUCCCUGGGUGAGCUAGUGUGUGCAACUAGUGCCUGUUCUUUUCCACUGUUAGUUCCGAAGUAUGGAAGGUUUUGGUACAAGCUUGAUCAGGGCUUUAAACUAAUCUUAUCUUUCAUCGAGACAAAAGCUUGAAAGGCAUCAGGUGUGGAAUCUCAAAUGCCAUAGAUUUGGUUGGAAAAAGCCAACAGAUCAUCUCUAUAUUUUUGUUGUUGUUGUGGAAACCUGUGGAAAAAGCCACACACCUUGAAGGUCAAAUGAAAUGUGCUGUGAUUGAACUUGGACAAUGGUGUGGGGGUUUUACUUUUACAUACAGUACCGGUCAAAAGUUUGGACACACCUACUCAUUCAAGGGUUUUUCUUUAUUUGUACUAUUUUCUACAUUGUAGAAAAAUUGUGAAGACAUCAAAACUAUGAAAUAACACAUGGAAUCAUGUAGUAAACAAAAAAGUGUUAAACAAAUGAAAAUAUAUUUUACAUUUUAGAUUGUUCGAAGUAGCAACCCUUUGCCUUGAUGACAGCUUUGCACACUCUUGGCAUUUUCUCAACCAGCUUCACCUGGAAUGCUUUUCCAACAGUCUUGAAGGAGUUCCCACAUACACUUGUUGGCUGCUUUUCCUUCACUCUGCGGUCCGACUCAUCCCAAACCAUCUCAAUUGGGUUGAGGUCGGGGGAUUGUGGAGGCCAGGUCAUCUGAUGCAGCACUCCAUCACUCUCCUUCUUGGUAAAAUAGCCCUUACACAGCCUGGAGGUGUGUUGGGUCAUUGUCCUGUUGAAAAACAAAUGAUUAGUCCCACUAAGCGCAAACCAGAUGGGAUGGCGUAUCGCUGCGUAAUGCUGUGGUAACCAUGCUGGUUAAGUGUGCCUUGAAUUCUAAAUAAAUCACUGACGGUGUCACCAGCAAAACACCCCCACACCAUCACACCUCUACCUUCAUGCUUUACGGUGGGAACCACACAUACAGAGAUCAUCCGUUCACCUACUCUGCGUCUCACAAAGACACAGCGAUUGGAACCAAAAAUCUCAAAGGACAGAUUUCCACCGGUCUAAUAUCCAUUGCUCGUGGCCUGAUUCAUGCAAUCUCCUCUGAACAGUUGAUGUUGAGAUGUGUCUGUUACUUGAACUCUGUGAAGCAUUUAUUUGGGCUGCAAUCUGAGGUGCAGUUAACUCUAAUGAACUUAUCCUCUGCAGCAGAGGUAACUCUGGGUCUUCCAUUCCUGUGGCGGACCUCAUGAGAGCCAGUUUCAUCAUAGUGCUUGAUGGUUUUUGUGACUGCACUUGAAGAAACGUUCAAAGUUCUUGAAAUGUUCCGGAUUGACUGACCUUCAUGUCUUAAAGUAAUGAUGGACUGUCAUUUCUAUUUGCUUAUUUGAACAGUUCUUGCCAUAAUAUGGACUUGGUCUUUUACCAAAUAGGGCUAUCUUCUGUAUAGCAACCCUACCUUGUCACAACACAACUGAUUGCCUCAAACACAUUAAGAAGGAAAGAAAUUCCACAAAUUAACUUUUAACAAGGCACACCUGUUAAUUGAAAUGCAUUCCAGGUGACUACCUCAUGAAGCUGGUUGAGAGAAUGCCAAGAGUGUGCAAAGCUGUCAUCAAGGCAAAGGGUGGCUACUUUGAAGAGUUUCAAAUAUAAAAUAUUUGUUUAUUUGUUUAUCACUUUUUUGGUUACUACAUGAUUCCAUAUGUGUUAUUUCAUAGUUAUGAUGUCUUCACUAUUAUUGUACAAUGUAGAAAAUAGUAAAAAUAUAGAAAACCCUGGAAUGAGUAGGUGUUCUAAAACUUUUGACUGGUACUGUAUCUGUUAUAAAAAUGAUUUUAUUGAGUUAGUACAACUGACUUUUUGUUCUGUGUGUCAGGAAUUGGAGAAGGUUCUUAACAAGUCACACCAAAGCAAAGAUAAGGAGAACUGGAAAGAGGAGUCUGGGUAAGUCAUCACUACACUUGGAUAGACAGAAGGAAGGAGGAAGGGAAGAAAAUUCACCUUUUAAGUUCUAUAAGCUUGAACUGAAAUAAUAUUGAUCUAUCAGUCUCCUUAAAUAAUUAAUUAAUAGUUAAUGUACUGUAGGUGAGUUGAUAAUUAGCAGCUGUAGAUAAUACCAGUAGUGACAUAAUAUAACAACAGGCCCAGACAGUAGACAUGCUGAGAAGGCUAUGUCGUUGGAUAUCUGCCACUAUAGUAUGGCCACAUACUCAGUUAAUGCUAUUAUAGUGAGUGUGAAGUAGGUGGCAUAGGUUUUGGCUUCUAACUGAACUGUCAUGUCCCUGUUUCCUGCAGCUCUGAUAAAGAUCAGCUAGUUGAAGAGGAUGAGGAUGAGCUGAAGGAGGUGCUGGAUCUGAGGAAGAUCGCUGUCCAGCUCCUGCAGCAGGAGCAACAGAACAGGUAAGAGGCUGACCUCUGACGCCUGCCAUGGCCACUCCUCUCUGACCUCACCUCACCCUGAGCUCUGCCCUGCCCCUAGUGCCAUAAUGUAUCUCUCUUGCAUCCAGACUGAGGAGAAAUCCGCACACAAUGCAUCCCUGACCAACUCCUGAAGUGGUCAGAUCUGAACACAAUCAGACCACAAAGUGACUUUUGUGUGUCUAGACCCGUGUUUUCAAUGCAAGCUUCGUAUUCUGAUAGCAGAAGUUGCAUGUAAGUGUCAAGUGUAGACACAGCCUCUGUCCUCCACACCACUGCCCCUAGCCCAAUAUUACAUUUACAUUUAUGUCAUUUAGCAGACGCUCUUAUCCAGAGCAACUUACAAAUUGGUGCAUUCACCUUAUGAUAGCCAGUGGGACAACCACUUUACAAUUAUUUUUUUAUUUUAUUUAAUUUUUUGUGGUGGGGUAAGGGGGGGGUAGAAGGAUUACUUUAUCCUAUCCCAGGUAUUCCUUAAAGAGGUGGGGUUUUAAGUGUCUCCGGAAGGUGGUGAGUGACUCCGCUGUCCUGGCAUCGUGAGGGAGCUUGUUCCACCAUUGGGGUGCCAGAGCAGCGAACAGUUUUGACUGGGCUGAGCGGGAACUGUGCUUCCGCAGAGGUAGGGGGGCCAGCAGGCCAGAGGUGGAUGAACACAAUGCCCUCGUUUGGGUGUAGGGACUGAUCAGAGCCUGAAGGUACAGAGGUGCCGUUCCCCUCACAGCUCCGUAGGCAAGCACCAUGGUCUUGUAGCAGAUGCAAGCUUCAACUGGAAGCCAGUGGAGUGUGCGGAGGAGCGGGGUGACGUGAGAGAACUUGGGAAGGUUGAACACCAGACGGGCUGCGGCGUUCUGGAUGAGAUGUAGGGGUUUAAUGGCACAGGCAGGGAGCCUAGCCAACAGCGAGUUUCAGUAAUCCAGACGGGAGAUGACAAGUGCCUGGAUUAGGACCUGUGCCGCUUCCUGUGUAAGGCAGGGUCGUACAAUAUCUCUCUGUCUACACCACUGCUUAGUUCAGCAUCCCCACCCCACCUCACAUCUGCUCCCUCUCUCUACCCUUGACCUCUCUUCAGUGCAAGGGCAGGAAUGUCCUGGGAUGUUCUUGGAGGAGAGGGUUGGGAAGGGGAGGGACUCUUCUUUUCAGUUUCCCAGAAUGUUGGGUGGUGACGAUAAGGACUUGAUUUACACCCCUGACAGUUAUGGGUUUCUGCAUCAUUAUUGGGCUUCUAACCACAGUUAUUAUACUGAACAAAAAUAUAAACGCAACAUGUAAAGUGUUGGUCCCAUGAGGGAGCGUGCAAUUGGCAUGCUGACUGCAGUAAUGUCCACCCAAGCUGUUUCAUUUUACAUUUGCAUUUUAGUCAUUUAGCAGACGCUCUUAUCCAGAGCGACAUACAGUUAGUGAGUGCAUACAUUUUCAUACUGGCCCCCCGUGGGAAUCGAACCCACAACCCUGGUGUUGCAAGCGCCAUGCUCUACCAACUGAGCUACACGGGGCCCAGAGAACUGAAUGUUCAUUUUUCUACCAAAGUCAUUUGGCAGUACGUCCAACCGGCGUCACAACCGCAGACCAAGUGUAAUCACGUCAGCCCAGGACCUCCACAUCCGGCUUCUUCACCUGUGGGAUUGUCUGAGACCAGCUACCCGUACAUCUGAUGAAACUGUUUGCACAACUGAAGAAUUUCUGCACAAACUGUCAGAAACCAUCUCAGGGAAGCUCAUCUGCAUGCUCGUCUUCCUCACCAGGGUCUUGACCUGACUGCAGUUCGGCAUCGUAACAGACUUCAGUGGGCAAAUGCUCACCUUUAAUGGUCACUGGCACGCUGGAGAAGUGUGCUCUUCACAGAUGAAUCCCGGUUUCAACUGUACCGGGCAGAUGGCGUUGUGUGGGCGAGCGGUUUGCUGAUGUCAACGUUGUGAACAGAGUGCCCCAUGGCGGCGGUGGGGUUAUGGUAUGGUCAGUCAUAAGCUACGGACAACGAACUCAAUUGCAUUUUAUCGAUGGCAAUUUGAAUGCACAGAGAUACCGUGACGAGAUCCUGAGGCCCAUUGUCGUGCCAUUCAUCCGCCGCCAUCACCUCAUGUUUCAGCAUGACAAUGCACGGCCCCAUGUCGCAAGGAUCUGUACACAAUUCCUGGAAGCUGAAAAUGUCCCAGUUCUUCCAUGGCCUGCAUACUGACCAGACAUGUCACCCAUUGAGCAUGUUUGGGAUGCUCUGUAUCGAUGUGUACGACAGCGUGUUCCAGUUCCCUCCAAUAUCUAGCAACUUCGCACAGCCAUUGAAGAGGAGUGGGACAACAUUCCACAGGCCACAAUCAACAGCCUGAUCAACUCUAUGUGAAGGAGAUGUGUUGUGCUGCAUGAGGCAAAUGGUGGUCACUCCAGAUACUGACUGGUUUUCUGAUCCACGCCCCUACUUUUUUUUAAAGGUAUCUGGGACCAACAAAUGCAUGUUUGUAUUCCCAGUCAUGUGAAAUCCAUAGAUUAGGGCCUAAUGAAUUUAUUUCAAUUGACUGGUUUCCUUAUAUGAACUGUAACUCAGUAAAAUCUUUGAAAUUGUUGCAAGUUGCAUUUAUAUUUUUGUUCAGUGUAGCUUACUUACAAUCAAUAGUCAGCGAGAGCCAGCCAUAACUGUUGCAGACAGCAGGUGAUAUGUGAAGAGUACAUGUUAUCAUUUCUUUUGUAUUGGGUUUUUCUAUAUUCUCUGCAUUUUAUCCAUUAUAUAGGCAGAGCUUAGGUCCUUUCCAGACAUUUUACUGCUCCUUUUUCUCCUGAAGUUACUCCAUCACCACGUUCUAACUAUCUCUCUUCCCGCUCUGCAACUAACAACCCUCCCCGUCAUUGGUUCCCCUCUUCUCUUCUUCCCUCCCUGCUUCAUCCAUCUCCUGCUCCCCAACCUCCCCUCUUCCUUGGACCUGAUUGGUGCACACAUAUGAUGUGUGGCUACUAGACGACGGUCCUUAAUUUGUAGAGCAGAGAGUCUAAUUCAUCGAAGGAGGGUUGCCGGCCGAGCACACAGGUAGAGGGAGAUAUAUGUGUGACAGAGUGAGAUUUUGAAAGCUAAAGGAGGUGGAUGUAUGUAUGCAAGACUCAGGUGGUGCAUGUUAAAUUAUUUUGAAAUGUUUCUGUGCCUGAAACUACACGUUUUUGAAUGUUGUUGUGAGAUGACAUGGAUGCACACCAUUAGAGCAGUGUUCCUUAAUUCUGGUCCUGCAGACCCACAUUUUAGUUUUUGCCCUAGCACUACACAGCUGAAUCAAAUGAUCAACUCAAUCAUGAAAUCAAGUUUUGAUUAUUUGAACCAGGUGUAGUGCUAAGGCAAAAACAAAAAUGUGCACCUGUUUGGGUCCCCAGGACCAGAAUUAAGAAACACCGCAUUAGAGAUAUUGUCUGUUGGUCUCCAGGUCUUAAAUCCACCUUCCAUACCAUGGCUGUCUUAACACAUUGUGCCUGCAAAGAAAACCGAGAAAUUGUACUAAUCCUUACUUAUAAACUGGGUGGUUCGAGCCCUGAAUGCUGAUUGGCUGACAGCCGUGGUAUAUCAGACCGUAUACCACGGGUAUGACAAAAUAUUUAUUCUUACUGCUCUAAUUACGUUGGUAACCAGUUUAUAAUAGCAAUAAGGCACCUCGGGGGUUUGUGAUAUAUCGCCAAAAUACUACAGCUAAGGGCUGUGUCCAGGCACUCCGCGUUGCAUUGUGCGUAAGAACAGCCCUUAGCCGUGGUAUAUUGGCCAUAUACCACACCUCCUCUGGCCUUAUUGCUUAAUAAUGCCUCCUCCCUAUGUUUACCUGUCCAGGUUCCUCAGUCACUCUGGCAGCUCCAGCAGCAAACAGAGGUCCUCCUGCCAGGCCAUCCGCAGGUACGUACAGCACAGCUCUGCCUCAACACGACUACUGCCCCUCACAUUCUGCUCUGACAGGUGUGUACUGUAUACCGUAUCAACGAGACCAUGGUUCGGUUGCAUAAAACUAAAUGGUUUCCUGGGCACAGGUUAAGCUUAGUAAUGGAGUAAAAAGCAUGGUCCAUUCAUGCUCCGUUGAAACUGGCCCCAUGACUCAUGUUAUAGGAUAUUGUCAUAGUAUAGCUAUUACUACGAGUAACUACUAUGACAAGAGUAUGAGUAAGCACAAAUCAUAUUGUAUGAGUAUGAUGAUGAGUAAGGUGUUUAAAGUAAAAACUCUGUGUCUGUCUGGUGUUAUUUAUUGUUGGCUGCCCUCUAGUGCUGACACACAUUCUCCAGUAUACUGCAAAUACCGGUAUUGCGCACAAAUGUAAGUUUGUAUGUGUGACACAGAGUGAGUCGGUGUGUUUUCCUGUCUCACUCGCAGUGCCUCUCUGGAUGAAGGGAGCAGUGGAGCGUCAGUGCUGAGUGGGCAGGUAAUGAACUGGACUUUCUGUACCUUCUGUUUCCUACAGGAAACAAACAAUUCAUUCUUUCCAUUUGUGCGAGUAAUACUAGCAAUGAUUUCUUCCUUUUCAUUCAUUCAUCUCAUCGGCAAAAUUCAGUCAUAUUUUCAGUUCCACUUUUAAAGUGUCAAUGUGUGUGUGGUCUUUGGUUUUGGUGUCUGGGUUUCACUCAUAUUUUUCUUUCUCUCUGUCUCCGGAAAGAACCCUGACUUCACAGACGAUGACACGGCUUUCUCUGAGGUCACCCAUUCAUUCCUUUGUUUUCUCACCCUCAUCAUCAUGCAUGUGAUGAUGUGUCUGUGUGCAUCACAGGGGGUUGGUGGCACCUUAAUUGGGGCUCGUGGUAAUGCCUGGAGCGGAGUCAGUGGAAUGGUAUCAAAUACAUCAAACACAUGGUUUCCAGGUGUUUGAUGCCAUUCCAUUUGCUCCAUUCCGGCCAUUAUUAUGAGCCGUUCUCCCCUCAGCAGCCUCCACUUGUGUGCAUGUUACCUUUUUACCUUUAGUGAUGUAAGGGGAGGCUUUAGACUUCACCCCUUUAUAUUAAAGGCUUGUGCUGCUUAAGCUAAGGUUUUUUUGUUCAUUAUUGCAUUGCCAUUUGAUCAGUACAGUGUCCAGUACCUUGACCUUUCACCUUUGUCUCACUGCAGCCGUCCUCUUCCUGCUCCUUCGAUGGCAGUCUGAAGUCAGAGUCUGACACAGAGCCAAAAUGGCCAGAGGUUCCACCCGUACUCAACCAGAACGAGGAGCGCAGGAGGAACAAGUAUCUGAGGAAAGAUUAUCUAAAGGUAUGAGACCAUGACUUUCACAAUGCACUCUUACUUACUUGAAGCAUAGGCCAUUAAAAGCAGCUUUCCAUCAUACUAGGUAUCAAUCAGAUUUUAUUUAUAAAGCCCUUUUUACAUCAGCAGAUGUCACAAAGUGCUAUACAGAAACCCAGCCUAAAACCCCAAACAGCAAGCAAUGCAGAUGUAGAAGUACGGUGGCUAGGAAAAACUCCCUAGAAAGGCAGAAACCUAGGAAGAAACCUAGAGAGGAACCAGGCUCUGAGGGGUGGCCAGUCCCCUUCUGGCUGUGCCGGGUGGAGAUUAUAACAGUACAUGGCCAUUAAGGCCAGAUUUUUCUCCAAGAUGUUCAAAUGUUCAUAGAUGACCAGCAGGGUCAAAUAAUAAUCACAGUGGUUGUAGAGGUUGCAACAGGUCAGUACAUCAGGAGUAAAUGUCACUUGGCUUUUCAUAGCCGGGCAUUUAGAGGUUGAAAUAGCAGGUGCGGUAGAGCGAGAGAGAGUUGAAAACAGCUGGUCUGGGACAAGGUAGCACGUCCGGUGAACAGGUCAGGGUUCCAUAGCCGCAGGCAGAAGAGUGGAAAUGGAGUAGAAGCACGACCAGGUGGACUGGGGACAGCAAGGAGUCAUCAGGCCAGGUGGUCCUGAGGCAUGGUCCUAGGGCUCAGGUCCUCCGGGAUGGGAGGGAGAGAGAGAGAGAAUUAGAGGGAGUAUACUUAAAUUCACACAGGACACCGGAUAAGACAGGAGAAUAACACCAGAUAUAACAGACUGACCCUAGCCCCCCGGCACAUAGACUAUUGCAGCAUAGAUACUGGAGGCUGAGAUGGGGGUGGGUCGGGAGACACACUGUGGCCCCGUCCAACGAUACCCCCAGACAGGGCCAACCAGGCAGGAUAUAACCCCACCCACUUUGCCAAAGCACAGCCCCCACACCACCAGAGGGAUAUCAACAGACCACCAACCUACUACCCUGAGACAAGGCUGAGUAUAGCCCACGAAGAUCUCCUCCACUGCACGAGCCCGAGGGCGCGACAAACCGGACAGGAAGAUCACAUCAAGUGAUGCACCCCUCUUGGGACGGCAUGGAAAGCACCAGUAAGCCAGUGACUCAGCCCCCGUAAUAGGGUCAGAGGCAGAGAAUCCCAAUGGAGAGACAGGAACUGGCCAGGCAGACACAGCAAGGGCGGUUUGUCGCUCCAGUGCCUUUCCGUUCACCUUCGCACCCCUGGGCCAGACUACACUCAAAUCAUAGGACCUACUGAAGAGAUGAGUCUUCAGUAAAGAUUUAAAGGUUGAGACCGAGUCUGCGUCUCUCACAUGGAUAGGCAGACCAUUCCAUAAAAAUUGAGCUCUAUAGGAGAAAGCCCUGCCUCCAGCUGUUUGCUUAGAAAUUAUAGGGACAAUAAGGAGGCCUGCGUCUAGUGACCAUAGCGUACGUGUAGUUAUGUACGGCAGGACCACAUCGGAGAGAGAGGUCGAAGCAAGCCCAUGUAAUGCUUUGUAGGUUAGCAGUAAAACCUUGAAAUCAGCCCUAGCAUUAACAGGAAGCCAGUGUAGAGAGGCUAGCACUGGAGUAAUAUGAUCAAAUUUUUUGGUUCUAGUCAAGAUUCUAGCAGCCGUGUUUAGCACUAACUGAAGUUUAUUUAGUGCUUUAUUCAGGUAACCGGAGAGUAGAGCAUUGCAGUAGUCUAAUCUAGAAGUGACAAAAGCAUGGAUUAGCUUUUCUGCAUCAUUUUUGGACAAAAGGUUUCUGAAUUUUGCAAUGUUACGAAGAUGGAAAAAAGCUGUCCUUGAAAUAUUCUUGAUAUGUUCGUCAAAAGAGAGAUCAGGGUCCAGAGACGACUGUACAACCAUCAAGAAUAAUUGAGAUCAGGGUCCAGAGACGACUGUACAACCAUCAAGAAUAAUUGUCAGAUCCAACAGAAGAUCUCUUUGUUUCUUGGGACCUAGAACUAGCAUCUCUGUUUUGUCUGAGUUUAAAAGUAAAACAUUUGCCGCCAUCCACUUCCUUAUGUCUGAAUCACAUGCUUCCAGGGUAGGCAAUUUUGGGGCUUCACCAUGUUUCAUCGGAAUGUAGAGCUGUGUGUAGCAAUGAAAGUUAACAUUGUGUUUCCGAAUGACAUCACCAAGAGGUAAAAUAUAUAGUGAAAAUGGAACCUUGACAAACACCGAAACUUACAAUUGAUUUGUCAGAGGACAAACCAUCCACAGAGACAAACUGAUAUCUUUCCGACAGAUAAGAUCAAACCAGGCAAGAACUUGUCUGUGUAGACCAAUUAAGAUUUCCAAUCUCUCCAAAAUAAUCUGGUGAUCGAUGGUGUCAAAAGCAGCACUAAGGUCUAGGAGCACAAGGACAGAUGCAGAGCCUUGGUCUGUUUCGUAUACAUUUGUUGUCUUCAGGAAGGCAGUGAGUUGCUGCACAACAGCUUUUUCUAAAAAUGUUGAGAGGAAUGGGAGAUUCAAUAUAGGCCAAUAGUUUUUUACAUUUUCUGGGUCAAGGUUUGGCUUUUUCAAGAGAGGCUUUAUUACUGCCACUUUUAGUGAGUUUGGUACACAUCCAGUGGAUAGGGAGCCAUGUAUUAUGUUCAUCAUAGGAGGGCCAAGCACAGGAAGUAGCUCUUUCAGUAGUUUAGUUUGAAUAGGGUCCAGUAUUCAGCUUGAAGGUUUAGAGGCCAUGACUAUUUUCAUGAAUGUGUCAAGAGACAGGAUUAAAAAACUUGAGUGUCUCCAUUGAUCCUAGGUCCUGGAAGUUUUGUGCAGACUCAGGACAACUGAGCUUUGGAGAAAUACGCAGAUUUAAAGAGGAGUCCGUAAUUUGCUUUCUAUUGAUCAUGAUCUUUUCAUCGAAGAAGUUGAAUUCAUCACUGCAGAAGAGAAAGGCAUCCUCUCUUGGGGAAUGCUGCUUUUUAGUUAGCCUUGCGACAGUAUCAAAUAUACAUUUUGGAUUGUUCUUAUUCUCCUCAAUUAGGUUGGAAAAAUAGGAUGAUCGAGCAGCAGUGAGGGCUCUUCGAUAUUGCUCUGUACUUUCUUUCCAAGUAGUAGGAAGACUUCCAGUGUGGUGGAGCGCCAUUUCCGUUCCAAUUUUCUGGAGGCUUGCUUCAGGGCUCGGGUAUUUUCUGUAUACCAGGGAGCUAGUGUCUUGUGACAAAUGUUUUUUGUUUUUAGGGGUGCGACUGCAUCUAGGGUAUUACGCAAGGUUAAAUGUAGAUCCUCAGUUAGGUUGUUAACUGAUUUUUAUACUCCGACAUCCUUGAGUAAGUGGAGGGAGUCUGGAUUGGCCUCUAGGAGUCUUUGGCUUGUCCUAUAAUUUAUAGCACGGCUUUUGAUGGUCCUUGUUUGGGGUCUGAGCAGAUUAUUUGUUGCGAUUGCAAACGUAAUAAAAUGGUGGUCCGAUAGUCCAGGGUUAUGAGGAAAAACAUUUAGAUCCACAAUAUUUAUUCCACGGGACAAAACUAGAUUCAGGGUAUGACUGUGGCAAUGAGUAGGUCCGGAGACAUGUUGGACAAAACCCACUGAGGAGAUGAUGGCUCCAAAAGCCUUUUGGGGUGGGGUCUGUGGACUUUUCCAUGUGAAUAUUAAAGUCACCAAAAAGUAGAAUAUUAUCUGCCAUGACUACAAGGUCUGAUAGGAAUUCAGGAAACUCAGUGAGGAACUCUGUAUACGGCCCAGGAGGCCUGUAAACAGUAGCUAUAAAAAGUGAUUGAGUAGGCUGCAUAGAUUUCAUGACUAGAAGCUCAAAAGACAAAAACGCAGUCAUAUCUUUUUUUUUUUUGGGGGGGGGGGUAAAUUGACAUUUGCUAUCGUAAAUGUUAGCAACACCUCCAGUCAGGCCAAUCACAUCAAGAUUAUGAUCAGUGAUUAGUUCAUUGACCAUAACUGCGGUAUCUAACAUUAAGUAGCCUUAUUUUGAGAUGUGAGAUAUCACAAUCUCUUUCAAUAAUGACAGGAAUGGAGGGGGUCUUUAUUCCAGUGAGAUUGCUAAGGCAACCACCGCCAUGUUUAGUUUUGCUCAACCUAGAUCGAGGCACAGACAUGGUCUCAAUGGGGAUAGCUGAGCUGACUACACUGACUGUGCUAGUGGCAGACUCCACUAAGCUGGCAGGCUGGUUAAAAGCCUGCUGCCUGGCCUGCACCCUAUCUCAUUGUGGAGCUAGAGGAGUUAGAGCCCUGUCUAUGUUGGUAGAUAAAAUGAGAGCACCCCUCCAGCUAGGAUGGAGUCCAUUUGUGGGUGAGUCCCAGAAAGAGGGCCAAUUAUCUACAAAUUAUAUCUUUUGGGAGGGGCAGAAAACCGUUUUCAACCAGCCAUUGAGUUGUGAGACUCUGCUGUAGAGCUCAUCAUUCGCCCUAACUGGGAGGGGGCCAGAGCCAAUUACUCGAUGCCGACACAUCUUUCUAGCACAUUUACACACUGAAGCUAUGUUGCUCUGGGUGACCUCUGACUGUUUCAUCCUAACAUCGUUGGUGCCGACGUGGAUAACAAUAUCCCUAUACUCGCCAGUUUUUGCCUUUGCCAGCACCAUCUUCAGAUUAGCCUUUAUGUCGGUAGCCCUGCCCCCUGGUAAACAGUGUAUGAUCGCUGGAUGCUUAUUUUUAAGUCUAAUAUUGCGGGUAAUGGAGUCGCCAAUGACUAGGGCAGGGUUCUUCAAUUCCGGUCCUGGAGGGCCGAAACACUUCAGUUUUUUUAUUUCUACCUGGUAGUUAAUUGCACUCACCUGGUGUCCCAGGUCUGAAUUAGCCCCUGAUUAGAAGGAGAGGAUGAAAAACAGAGGUGUCUCGGCCCUCCAGGACCGGAAUUGAAGAACCCUGGACUAGGGUUUUCAAUUUGUCAGAGCUAAUGAUGGGAGGCUUCGGUGGCUCAGACCCUGUAACGGGUUGAGGAGAGACCUGAGAAGGCUCGGCCUUUGACUCCGACUCGUUGCUUAAUGGGGGUAACCGGUUGAAAGGUUUUUUUCGCUGAAUGAGCGACACCGGUUGAGUAUGCCGACCGCAUUUCUUUCCAGAAGCCUUGAGAAAAUUGUCCGGCUGCGGGGACUGUGCGAGGGGAUUUAUACUACUAUCUGUACUUACUGGUGGCACAGACGCUGUUUCAUCCUUUCCUACACUUACAUUGCCCUUGCCUAACGAUUGCGUCUGAAGCUGUGCUUGCAGCACGGCUAUCCUCACCAUGAGGCGAUAGUUCUCCUGUAUAUUAUGAGUACAGCGACUUUAAUUAGAUGGCAUAGUGUUAAUGUUACUACUUAGCUUCGGCUGGUAGAGGUCCUGUAGAACCAUGUCCAGAUAAAGCGUCCGGGGUGAAAAAGUAGAAUGAAAAAGGUCGAGCAAGUAAAAAAUAUACAAAUAACUAAGACGUUGGUAAAACGUGUUAAAUGAAGAUAGAUUAAAGGGCAAGUUUGGCAGGUAGCCAUGCAGCAACAAACAGCGUAGCACGGAAACAGGUGACGCGUUCAAAAUGGAAGUGACAAAACGAUCUGCUUGUGUGAUUUAAAAAAAUGUUCUCUGUGUGGCCCAUGUGUUUCAGACAUAAUUGUAAAUGAGAAAGUGAUGCGUUAAACUGAAAACAUCAAUAGAGAAAUCAUAACGUUGCUCGAGGGUUAUGGAGAUGAUAGUGAGACUGCCUAAAGAAGUUUAAUGUGUUUUAUUGUUGGACAUAAAAGACUGUAAAAACACCAGGAAAUCAGCUCCAAGUGGUUUUAAUUUAGGGAAUCUGUUCCAAAGCAUUUCCAAGCAUAAUAGAGAGAUAUGUGAUUGUAUACAAAUGUAAGCAAGGUUUGAAAUGAUUCUGUUUUAGUGAAAUAUUAUAUCUGUUUGGGCUUCUUGUGGUCAAUUUGUAGUCUACAAAUUAUAUGUAAUUAUGUUCCGGCUCCCUGACCAUCUGCUCAAGAAAAAAAUCUGCCUGUGGGUGAAUCUUGUUAAUGUUCCCUGUUUUAGAAGCAGCACCUAUGUCAAGAGCAAGCUCAAGUGUUUACCCCAUGCACACCUCAAUAUGGCUGGACUUGUAGUUGUGAACAUAUUAUUAACCGUUUCAUAUUACCCACUUUAUGAAAAUAACCCCUUUUCUUCCCCAGGCUGGGUUUGGGUGGGUGGGGGAUGUGUAUUUCUGUCUGUAAUAAAGCCCAGUGGGUGGGCCUAUGCCCUCCCAGGCCCACCCAUGAAAUCCAUAAAUUAGGGCUGAACUGUAACUCAGUAAAAUCUUUGAAAUGUUUGCAUGUUGAGUUUAUACUUUUGUUCAGUAUAAAUGAGAGGAUUCAGCUAGUAGCCUACACUAGGUUCUAGGCUAGACCAUGGAGUAAAGCUCUUUCUUCAUGUGUCUUCUCUUCUCAUAGUACAAGUGCCAGAGUGCCCGAAGAAACUCCAGUGGGAAUGAUGAGUGUGAGGUGUGAAUUGCUAUUCAAUCAAAUGCACAGUAAAAUCGCAUUCAUCCAAAUAAUAUUAGCACAUACUUAAGCAAAUAUCUAAAUAGUCUGAUCUAUCUUUCCCAUAAACUUGUCAUGUGUUUUGUCUGCAGGAGGUGAUGCGGAAUGCUGAUUUUAGCACCACCCUCACAGUGUUUGGUCUGAAGCCAAGAUCAUGUAAGCCUGAAUGAAUCUUUCAGGGGUUACAGUCAUUCCUUAUCGCGCUUUUAUUUAUUAAAUGGCACACAUACAAUUAACACAUUUCAAUAUCUUCAAGUUAAGGUAUUUAACCUGUUAAAUAACUGUAAAACAGAUAACAUAUGGAGCAAUGAGCUUGAACAUGGUGAGCAAGUAUGAGGCAGGGUAUAUUAUUAACGGCAUUUAUCUAGAAAGUAAUAGAGUGAUUCUGUGUAAGUAUGGACCUGUUGCAGCUUGUCCCAAGCAUGGUGAUACAUUUGUUCAUGACUUCUUCACACCCCUUGACUUUUUCCACAUUUUGUUGUGUUACAGCCUGAAUUGAUUAAAUUUAGAUUUUGUGUCACUGGCCUGUACACAAUACCCCAUAAUAUCAAAGUGGAAUUAUGUUUUAAACGUUUUUUACAAAUUAAUCAAAAAUGAAAAGUUGCGAUGUCUUUAGUCAAUAAGUAUUCAACCACUAUGUUAUGGUAAUAUCUCAUCUCUUUACCCCACACAUACAAUUAUCUGGAAGGUCCCUCAGUCGAGCAGUGAAUUUCAAACACAGAUUCAACCACAUAGACAAGGGAGGUUUUCCAAUGCCUCGCAAAGAAGGGCACCUAUUGGUAGAUGGGUAAAAAGCAGACAUUGAAUAUCCUUUUCAGCAUGAUGUUGUUAUUAAUUACACUCUACAUAUUUUCAAGCACGAUGGUGGCUACAUUAUGUUAUGGGUAUGCUUGUCAUCGGCAAGGACUAGGCAGUUUUUGGGGGAUAAAAAUAAACGGAAUAUAGCUAAGCACAGUCAAAAUCCUAGAGGAAAACCUGGUUCAGUCUGCUUUCCAACAGACACUGGGAGACAAAUUCACCUUACAGAAGGACAAGACUUCAAAAUGGCUGUUUAGCAAUGAUCAACAACCAACUUGACAGAGCUUGAUGAAUUUAAAAAAUAAUAAUGUGCAAAUAUUGUACAAUCCAGGUGUGCCAAGCUCUUAGAGACUUAACCAGAAAGACUCACAGCUGUAAUCGCUGCCAAAGGUGAUUGUAACAUGAAUUGACUCAGGGGUGUGAAUACUUAUGGAAAUGAUACAUUUCUGUAUUUUAUUUUCAAUACAUUUUCAAAAAUUUCUAAAAACAUGUUUUCACUUUGUCAUUAUGGGGUAUUGUGUGUAGAUGGGUGAGAAAAAAUAAAUUGAAUCAAUUUUGAAUUCAGGCUGUAACACAACAAAAUGUGGAAUGAGUCAAGGGGUAUGAAUACUUUCUGAAGGCACUCUACAAUGUCAACUGUGUGUCAAGCAUGUGCCUCAGUGCAAGAGGAUGAGAAGACAAACUAUUAAUGGGGGUCAUAGAUAUCCAACAAACAGGAAAAUGGUGUCCCUGUCAGAGUUGCGCUCUGUCCUGCACUCCCGGUCAAUCACUGGACCUUUGACCUUAGUUCCAGAUUAUUUUGUCUCUGUUGCCAUGCUAACAAUGAUGUGUGAGACGACCUUAUCAACUUUCCUUCCAAGGAAAAUGGUGGAGGAGUUCAGUGGAAUUUCCAUGGUAUUUCACUAUUAAUAAAUGGUUUACAAAAACCAAGCGAUGUGGUGUUGAACCCACAGAAAGGACACUAAGGAGAUUUCCUUAGGAGUGGCUAUAGUCUCAUUAUUGCAUAAUGCUAUACAUUGAGUAUACAAAACAUUAAGAAAACCUUCCUAAUAUUGAGUUGCACCACCUUUUGCCCUCAGAACAGCCUCAAUUCGUCGGGGCAUGGACUCUAUCUACAAGGUGUUGGAAAGCGUUGCACAGGGAUGCUGGCCCAUAUUGACUCCAAUGCUUCCCACAGUUGUGUCAAGUUGGCUGGAUGUCCUUUGGGUAGUGGACCGUUCUUGAUACAGACAGGAAACUGUUGAGUGUGAAAAACCCAGCAGUGUUGAAGUUCUUGACACAAACCAGUGCGCCUGGCACCUACUACCAUACUCCGUUCAAAGGCACUUAAAUCUUUUGUCUUGCCCAUUCACCCGCUGAAUGGUACACAUACACAAUCCAUGUCUCAAUUGUCUCAAGGCUUAAAAAUCAUUAUUUAACCUGUCUCCUCCCCUUCAUCUACACUAAUUUUAAAAUGGAUUUAACAAGUGACAUCAAUAAGGGAUCAUAGCUUUCACCUGGAUUCACCUGGUCAGUCUGUCAUGGAAAGAGCAGGUGUUUGUAAUGUUUGGUAUAGUCAGUGUAUAAUAUAUAGUAUUUAUUAACAAUUCUGAAAACUGAAAUACACAUUCCACUGACCUAGAGGUAACCCUGGUCUGGACUAGGUCUUGCACAAUUACUGUAUAACCGGUUAACCGACAGUUAUGGAUGAAAACCAUCAUGAAAAUAAAAGAACUAUCAUAACCGUUUUUUAAAAACAAGCAAAAUGUUGUAGCAAACAAGUCUUCGCUUGCUUAGGCCAGGGUUUCCCAUACUCUGUCGAAAUUCCAUGACUGUCACAGCCCUAGUCUGAACAUUCCAAAGUUACAAUUAUUGUUGGAAGGAAGCCUGGGAGUAAGGUCAGUAAAAAGUCUAGAAUCUGAUCUCAUCUCUGCAGGGCCUGAUGGUAUUCCCAGAGGUCCAUUGUUUGAAAGUUCCCAAAUGUGUAAUUUCAGUGAUUUCUAUAUGUUUCCUAUAUGUUGUUGUAGCGUUCUGUCGAAGCAGCCGUCAAGAGUCGUCAGACCCCAGUUUCACUAUGAGGAGGAAGAUGGAACACCUGAGAGAGGAGAUGGAGCAGAUUGGCGUCCUACGGCAGGUCAGGACACUCCGAAAACACCAGAUGACAAACAAUGAC
This is a messenger RNA of Coregonus sp. 'balchen', 24245 nucleotides long. Lineage: Eukaryota; Metazoa; Chordata; Actinopteri; Salmoniformes; Salmonidae. The record is from the annotation of a GenBank genome assembly.